Messenger RNA from Solanum tuberosum (potato), 2601 nucleotides. Its product is annotated as probable cyclic nucleotide-gated ion channel 5. Bases 232 to 2439 code for a protein of 735 amino acids. The record is from RefSeq and is a predicted model, not a curated record. NCBI's taxonomy places the organism in Eukaryota, Viridiplantae, Streptophyta, Magnoliopsida, Solanales, Solanaceae. Gene Ontology annotation, biological process: transmembrane transport; potassium ion transport. The transcript has 8 exons. Gene Ontology annotation, cellular component: membrane. Gene Ontology annotation, molecular function: voltage-gated potassium channel activity.
GGGGGUGGGGAGCUGUCAUCUUUACCAACUUUUCUUGAGUCUGUAAAUUACUACGUUUUCAGUUCCUUUCUCUAGGUAUGUCUAUUUUGACUACAUCUUUGUUCCCUUCUUAACCCCACCACCCCCACAAAAACACCUCACUAUUUUCUUCAUCAUCAUCUUCAUGUCUAUUUUCAAGAAUUAAUUUUUUAAGACUUCCAACUUGACUGUAUAUGUGUUUGACAGUACAAGAUGUUCGACUGUGGUUCCAAGUCCCAAUAUGUUGGGGGGCAGCGAGAGAAGUUUGUAAGGUUGGAUGACUUGGAUUCCAGACUAUCCUCUCCUUCUGCAUCACUUACAACAAAUACAUGUGGCUUCAACAUUGAGGGCUUAAAACGUUCAAGCCAUGCGACUAGCAGUCCGUCGAGGUCUUUUAAGAGAGGAGUGAAAAAAGGAUCCGAAGGACUUAAAUCAAUUGGUCGAUCACUGGGAUUUGGCGUCUCCCGGGCUGUAUUUCCUGAAGAUCUGAAAGUUUCAGAGAAGAAGAUUUUUGACCCUCAAGAUAAAUUCCUUCUGUUAUGGAACAAACUGUUUGUUGUAUCAUGUAUUCUAGCCGUGUCUGUGGAUCCACUGUUUUUCUACCUUCCAGUUUUUGAUAACAAGUCAAAUUGCCUUCAGAUUGAUAGGAAGCUAGCUGUCAUAGCCACUACCCUACGUACAGUGAUUGAUGCUUUCUAUCUUAUUCACAUGGCUCUUCAGUUUCGCACAGCUUAUAUUGCGCCGUCAUCUCGAGUUUUUGGACGGGGUGAACUUGUGAUAGAUCCUGCACAGAUAGCUAAAAGAUACUUGCGAUUCUACUUUAUCAUUGAUUUUCUUGCCGUGCUUCCCUUGCCGCAGAUUGUGGUGUGGAGAUUCCUGAAGAGCUCAACAGGUUCUGAUGUCUUCACUACAAAGCAAGCUUUGCUUUACAUCAUCUUGCUUCAGUACAUCCCCAGAUUUGCCAGAGUAAUACCUUUAACUUCGGAAUUGAAAAGAACUACUGGUGUCUUUGCUGAAACUGCAUGGGCUGGUGCUGCGUCCUAUUUGCUAUUGUACAUGCUUGCUAGUCAUAUAGUUGGGUCCUUUUGGUACUUGCUAGCUGUGGAACGCUAUGAUACAUGCUGGCAGGAAGCUUGUAAACACAAUGCAACGUGCAACACUGAUUUCUUGUACUGUGGGAAUCAGUACAUGACGGGUUAUAAUAGUUGGAGCAGCAUAAGUGACUCAGUUUUAAACAAUGCUUGCCCUGCAGAUAGUGACAACUCACCAUUUGAUUUUGGGAUUUUUGAUCAGGCUUUAUCGUCUGGCAUCAUUUAUUCCAUGAAAUUCGUGGUUAAAUAUUGUUAUUGUCUGUGGUGGGGGCUGCAGAACUUAAGUACCCUCGGACAGGGACUUCAAACUAGCACAUAUCCCGGGGAGUCUAUUUUCUCUAUAGGAUUGGCUAUACUUGGGCUCAUUCUCUUUGCAUUAUUGAUUGGUAACAUGCAGACGUAUCUACAAUCUCUUACUAUUCGACUAGAAGAGAUGAGAGUUAAAAGGCGUGACUCAGAACAGUGGAUGCAUCAUCGAUUACUCCCACAAGAUCUCCGAGAACGGGUUAGGCGCUAUGAUCAGUAUAAGUGGCAGGAAACACGGGGAGUGGAUGAAGAGAAUAUAGUCCAGAGCUUGCCCAAGGAUCUUAGGAGGGAUAUCAAGCGUCAUCUUUGUCUGGCUUUAGUGAAGAGGGUUCCUCUAUUUGAGAAUAUGGAUGAAAGGUUACUUGAUGCUAUUUGCGAGCGUCUGAAACCAUGUUUAUAUAUCGAGAACACUCACAUUGUUCGAGAAGGAGAUCCAGUGGAUGAAAUGCUCUUCAUCAUUCGCGGCCGCCUUGAGAGUGUGACAACUGAUGGUGGGAGAAGUGGUUUCUUCAACCGCAGUUUGUUGAAAGACAGCGACUUUUGUGGAGAGGAACUUCUAACCUGGGCACUGGAUCCGAAAUCCGGCUCUAACCUCCCAUCUUCCACUCGUACAGUGAAAGCUCUGACAGAAGUGGAGGCUUUCGCUCUUACAGCAGAUGAGCUGAAAUUCGUUGCCAGUCAGUUCAGACGUCUUCACAGUAGGCAGGUUCAGCACACAUUCCGUUUCUACUCACAACAAUGGCGGACUUGGGGUGCUUGCUUUAUCCAAGCAGCGUGGAGGCGGUACACCAAGAGAAAACUUAUGGAACUCCAACGGAAGGAAGAAGAAGAAGCUGAGGCAUUAGCUGCAGGUAGUGGCAGUUCUGGUGGCCCUACUUACAGUAUCCGUGCAACCUUCUUGGCAUCGAAGUUUGCAGCAAAUGCCCUACGAGGCGUUCAUAGGAAUCGGAAUCUCAAGAGUGCUAGGGAGCUGGUGAAGCUACAGAAGCCUCCAGAACCAGAUUUUAGUGCAGAUGCAGAUUGAUUUUGUUAUUGCAUAUAUGCUCAUUUUGAUUUUGGUGAGUUUGCAAAGAGGCUUUAAUGUAUAAUUUUAUGAUUUACUGCAAGAAUAUUUGUGUAAUUAAAUAUGGUUAGUAUGACCCUCUAAUUCAAAUCUUUAUUGAAUUAUAGCUAUUUAUAUGAAAAA